AAUACAUCGAAUUAUUAUUCCUUUUGAGAAAAAUAUGGAGAUUUCUCAUGCAUUUCUUCAACCGUUAUUCAAUGACCUAAGUACAGCAGAUAUAAUUCUUCGAGUUGAUAAUAUUCAUUUUCACUCUCAUGUCUGUGUAUUAUAUGCAACUUCUAGAUUUUGGAAUCAAUACUUUAAAUAUCAAAGAGCAAAACGAAAUAAUUUUGGUUAUAUUAAUUAUAACUCUAUUCAAGAUCACGAAAUCUUGUUACAUGAUUAUAGUUGUUCGAAAAGAAAUUUCAUUACAAGGUUGCAUGAAUAUAAAGGAGAUCCGGAAUGUGAAAUGAAAUAUACUUGGACAGAUUUUGGAAAUUUUCUCGCAUAUUUAUACGGUUAUCCUAUGAAAGAAAGAAAAAAGGAUAAUUUGUAUGUUCUUGCACACCUUGCGUCAAAAAAUAAAUUUGAUUGGGAUAAACAGCACUGGAAAGUUACAUUAAGAGUCUCUAAAUGGCUAGGACUAAAUAAAUUGAGGUGCCAAGUUUUAAAAUAUGUAUAUAGUAAAGGUGAUUCUAUGUUCACGAAUCACGUUUUAAAGGAACUUAAUGAAUCGGAUUUGAAAAUUGCACUUGCUAUCUCUAAUGGUGAUGAUCCAUGUCUUUUGAAUUUUGAAGUAAUGAUAAAUAAUGAUGAUAAACCUGAGUUGAUAACACAAGAUGAUACAGAAGAUGAUACAGAAGUUAUCGAAGAACAUGACGAUAUGUUAAUUGAUGGUAAUAUGAUGUAUAACAAAUUGAUGACUAAUGAAAUUAUUUCUGAUUUGGAUGACCAAAAAGUAAAAAUGUGUAGAGAAAGCUCCUGUCAUUGA
Messenger RNA from Dentiscutata erythropus, 844 nucleotides. The record is from the annotation of a GenBank genome assembly. Lineage: Eukaryota; Fungi; Glomeromycota; Glomeromycetes; Diversisporales; Gigasporaceae.